AUGUCCUCCUGUCAACAAUUCCGCGUUCGCUUCCCAGCAGAGCUGGAGAAACCCCCCGCCGACCGCCCCAGAAAGGCGAACCUCACCUACCCCAAGGUCGCCCAGGUCAAGCACAGCAAAGACAGGAUAGAGUCCGCGGACCUGUACUGGGGCCACCGCUGCGUGACGGCCUCGCCAGAAAAAUUCCUGCGCAACCGGCGUCGUGAGCGGCGUGAGCCACCCCCUCCCCCUCCCGAGAAUGACUCCAAGGCGGGCUUGCUGCGCUCCCUGUCGAACGCGCUGGCGACGGACGGCCCGCCGAUCGGCCUGAGGCAGUCGCCCCGCCCGCAGCUCGCGAUAUCCGUCCCCGACAAGAACUCCGAGAGGGCCGUGCACCCUCUGCGGCUCAAAAGUGCGCCGCCGCUCAGCAUCACGCCCACGUCCACGUCGUCUUCGUCUUCGGGAGACCAGGACUCGAACUAUUCAUAUCUGGACGUGAAGGAGACGAAAGACGAGCAGCAUCACGGUCCACUGCUGAGCGAAGUCAGGCCUGUCACGUUCUGA
Messenger RNA from Heterobasidion irregulare TC 32-1, 543 nucleotides. RefSeq lists its product as uncharacterized. Lineage: Eukaryota; Fungi; Basidiomycota; Agaricomycetes; Russulales; Bondarzewiaceae. The record is from RefSeq and is a predicted model, not a curated record. The transcript is spliced from 3 exons. Bases 1 to 543 code for a protein of 180 amino acids.